ACUACGAAGCUCAAACAAUGGAAGCUAUAUAUCAGUCAAAACGUCUGUAUGUCCAAGAGAUGAAAAAGCUUGUUGGUGGAGACAAUCCAUAUAUGCCUCCUGAUCAGCUGGCGGAGGAACACAACCGAUGCUUAAAAGAUGCAGAACAACUGUUCAAUGAAACCGAAAUGGUCGGUGGUCAAGAGUUCAGGAGGAACUACUUGAAUCAGCUACAUAGAGAGAUUGACCAGGAGUACGAUAACUUUAAAAAGCUCAACGAAAUAAAAAAUACAACAAGUAUUCAUGCGACACGAACCCCCGCCGUGUUGUUCACCGUGAUGGUAGCGGCGUACCUGGUGGCUAAGAUAUUAGGCUGGUGUGGAUUCACGUUACUGGCUAACGUGCUGUAUGUGAUUGCCUUUAUCUUCACCGUUCUCCUGCUCAUCUGGGUGUUGGUUCCAUAUACUGGGGGACACAAAACAGUGUCCGCUGUCAUAGAUCUGUUGGCUGAUCUUAUAUGGGAUUACAUGCUGUGUUACAUCUAUACAAGGGCUUCCUAA
Gigantopelta aegis is the source of this 539-nucleotide messenger RNA. Its product is annotated as atlastin-1-like. Lineage: Eukaryota; Metazoa; Mollusca; Gastropoda; Neomphalida; Peltospiridae. Bases 18 to 539 code for a protein of 173 amino acids. The record is from RefSeq and is a predicted model, not a curated record. Gene Ontology annotation, molecular function: GTPase activity; GTP binding. The transcript has 3 exons.